UAAGCAAUUUAAACCUGAUAGGAGAUCAUCUGCUAUCUCAGCACUGCGAAUCUUUGUUAACUCAAGAUCGACCAAUAUCAUUAGAACUACCUCAACCAUCCGACAUCCAGACCAGGAUGGUUUUUUGUCGAAUGAUCAUUUCGUUGGUCGUCUGAGCGAUGCUUUUUGAUUCGAGGUUUCAUUUCUGUGCGAGUCGGAUAGGUAGUCACGAUUUUUCUCAUGCAUUUUUAUUGCUGUCAUUUUUUAGGCAGUUCUUUUUUUCUUACGCAUGGAAGUCCCUGAAACAGUGCCUGAAGUACCAAUGAGUAAGCCUUAACGAUCAAACAUUUGUAAUAUGAACUUAUUGCCAAGUGGGAUAUGUUUUUCUAUGUGUGUGACAAUCUUCUGGUUUGCAUCAGAGGUAGACGCUUCUUGGUGGCACAUGGGUACCCUCGGGUCGCAAGUGAUGUGUGACAACAUCCCGGGACUAGUUAGUAAGCAACGCCAGUUGUGUCGCCAGCAUCCAAAAAUAAUGCAAGCAAUUGGGGCCGGAGUGAAAGAGUGGAUAGGAGAAUGCCAGCAUCAGUUCCAGAACCACCGUUGGAAUUGCAACACCCUGGCACGGGAUCAUAAUGUUUUCGGGAGACUUCUGCACCGUAGCAGUCGAGAGGCGGCCUUUGUGUACGCUAUCUCGUCAGCCGGCGUCGUCUACACUCUGACCCAUGCCUGUAGCCAGGGGGAGCUGGACUCGUGCUCCUGCGACCCAGGGAGAAAGGGCUCCUCCUGGGACGCCAAGGGGACCUUCGACUGGGGCGGCUGCAGCGAUCACGUGGACUACGCCAUCAACUUCACCCAGGCCUUCGUAGAUGCCAAGGACAAGAAGGAACGAGAUGCCCGGGCCCUUAUGAAUCUCCAUAACAACAGAGCAGGACGGAAGGCGGUCAAGCGCUUCAUGAAGCUGGAGUGCAAGUGCCACGGCGUGAGCGGCUCCUGCAGCGUGCGCACCUGCUGGCUGGCCAUGGCCGACUUCAGGCGGACCGGCGACUACCUGCGCAAGAAGUACAACAGCGCCGCCCAGGUGGUCAUGAACCAGUACGGCACGGGCUUCACCCAGGCGCUACGCAAGUUCAAGAAGCCCACCAAGAACGACCUGGUGUACUUUGAGGACUCUCCGGACUACUGCAUACGGGACCAAGACUCUGGCUCGGCGGGGACCGGCGGCCGCGUCUGCAACCGGACGUCUCGCGGCGCCGACAGCUGCGAGGUGAUGUGCUGCGGCCGCGGCUACGACACGUCGCGCGUCAGCCGCACCACCAAGUGCGAGUGCAAGUUCCACUGGUGCUGCGCCGUGCACUGCCGCGACUGUCACGAGGAGGUGGACGUUCACACGUGCAAAGGCCUGUCGUGACCGCCCCGCACUUCUGUCCCUCCUCCUGCAACACCCCCCCCCCCAAACCCCCCCAACUCUACCCACCACUGAUCCAAGGCCAGUGGGUUGCCACAUUCACCAACCAACCAACAGAUGUGAUCCCUGCGGUCAGCCAGUGGAGGGGAAGGGAGGGCUCACACAGACGGCUUCUGAAUACGGCUCUACUCAUGCCAACCUGCUGAAUAUCACAAUAGAUGGCUACAGACGGAUUGAUAUAGCUUUAGGCAGACACACAUUGGGCAUCUUAAGCUUUGCAUAAAAAUGUAUCAGUCUUUGUGCAUAAAUAUACCUAUGUUUCUUACCGUAACUGUUAAAAAAAUGUUCCCCCAGCAAGUUGAACAUAUUUAUUAAAUCCUCAAGUACCAAAAAUGUUUCUUAAACAAAUCUUAAA
Sardina pilchardus (European sardine) is the source of this 1799-nucleotide messenger RNA. It is a transcript of the gene wnt2, whose product is annotated as wingless-type MMTV integration site family member 2. Gene Ontology annotation, cellular component: extracellular region. Bases 335 to 1387 code for a protein of 350 amino acids. NCBI's taxonomy places the organism in Eukaryota, Metazoa, Chordata, Actinopteri, Clupeiformes, Clupeidae. Gene Ontology annotation, molecular function: frizzled binding; cytokine activity. The transcript has 5 exons. The record is from RefSeq and is a predicted model, not a curated record. Gene Ontology annotation, biological process: multicellular organism development; neuron differentiation; cell fate commitment.